Molecule: messenger RNA, 3263 nt
Organism: Syngnathus acus (greater pipefish)
Lineage: Eukaryota; Metazoa; Chordata; Actinopteri; Syngnathiformes; Syngnathidae
Exons: 10
Coding region: 253-1758 (501 amino acids)
Source: RefSeq, a predicted model, not a curated record
GCUCGAGCCCGGAAAUCUCCGAAGAUUCCCGAACGUCGCCGAGUCCCCGAAGGCGCACAAAGGCGGCAUCAUCUUGGUCGUCGUUAUUACAGGAAAAGUCUCAAUCUCUCUCCCUCUCUCUCAUUCUCUCGUUUUUCCCCCCCAGAUGGACGCCGUGCUGUCGGUUUGAACGAGCUUGUUAAAACACAAAAAAAAGGUGAUUUCCAGAAAGGAGCACUUUGCUGCGUCCUCGUUUCUCCACCACGACGAAAGAUGAGAGGGAUGGCGUGUGUGUUGCUUAGCAACCUGCUCUUCACGGUUGUGUCAGCAUCCUAUAAAGUCAAGGAAGAGCACAGGACGGCCUUCUUCGGGGAAGACAUCCACAUCGACAUCCCGCCCGGUGACGUCGGUGAGGUGAUGUUCCGUCCCAAGGCCAACAAGAGCGUGGAGGUGCCGCUUCUCCGAGCGGGAAACGUGCUGCAUGGACGAGCUCGUCUCAAUUCCUACGGCCACUUGGUGCUGGACGACGUGCAGGAGGAGGACGAGGGCGUCUACGUGGUCAGCAGGAACGAAAGCGUGCUUAGCCGCCUCACGCUCGACGUCCGAGAUUGUGCCGUGGAGGAGGUGGUCAAGUAUGGAGACACUUAUUACAUCCACUUGAACCAGGUCCAAGGUCCAAUCAGCUUGGAGUUCAGGCCCGGUCCCGUCCACCACAUCAACCAUUCGGACUUCCUGCACGCUACCGAGCCGCCGGCCGCGCUGCUCUUCCGCCACACGCUGGUGCUGGCCGACGCCUACGCCGGACGCCUGAGUGUGACCGACAAGAUCGUGGCGCUGCACUCGGUCAAGAUGGCGGACGAGGGGAGCUUUACCGUGCGCGACCAUGAGGGGAAAGUGCGGAGGAGGAACUGCCUUCAUGUGCGAGAGCACCAGGACUUCCUACAUCCUUCCGACGGAGCCGACAUGAAAGUAAAACUCUACCUGGACCACGCCCAAGUCAAUGUGGUCUACAGGCCCAAAUCCGGCCACCACGGCUUUCCGGUUCUGGAACGAGGCGUUCUGGUGACGCCGCCGGAGUCUCAGCUGGCGGGCCGUGUCAGCGUGGACGGGUCCCAACUGCUGCUCAGGAAGGUCCGAGGGUCUGACGAAGGCGUCUUCAAAAUCACGGACCUGGAAGGGUUCCCCGUGGCUCAUGUUUACGUGGACGUGAUUGCCUCCAGGCUGCCGCCGCUGACGCUGGCCAUUUUGUCACUGCUGAGCUUGCUGGCCUUCAUGCUGCUGGUGUGCCUGCUGUCGUGCCUCUUCAAGGUGCACCAGAGGAACGAGAAGAACAAGAAGCUGGCGCUACUCGCCCAGCAGGCCGGCAAGGGCGAGGCCUUUUGCCAGGUGGUCCACGAGGCGUACAACAGAUUCACGGAAGAGUCGCUCAUGCACUCGGCAAGCCACCAACCAGAUGAGAACACCGAUGUCACCAUUAAGGACGUGGAGGUUUCCAAAGCGGGCGGCUACCGGGCGCUCACGUCAGAUGUCAACUUCCUGGAGAUGAGUGACUCCGGAGUGGACUCGGGUCUCCCACUGGACAGCGAUACGGACGCCGUCGUGACCUGCGCCUCCCACAAGCCCCUCCUCGAGACUCGUACCCUAAGCCCCACAGCCGAGGGGGGUCAAGAGGUCGCGCCGGUGACCGACGGGGACGCCCAAAAGUGCGCCGAUCCGCCCGCUGGUGACGAGACGGCGGCCGAGGGAGGGGAAGCUGAGCGGAAGGAUGAGAGCACCUGAAAGGUUCGCAUUAGCAUCGACUAGCGGUGAGUUCUUUGGGGGGGAAGCACAAUCACAAAUCCAGACAUCAGUGUUGACUACAACGAGGGUUCUCAAACUUUUGGGGAGUCAUUUUUUCAAAGGAGCCCCUCAUAAUCCUAAAAGCAAUUCAACAUAUAAACCUCGGGAAAUAUUUUUUAUUUAUAAAUCAGUUUCAUAGAAAGGAACCAAAUUGAAUUCAAUUCAAUAUUCAUCCCAAUGCUAACGCUAACAACAUGCAUGCGAACAAAGUGAAGCAAAUUUAUAAACGCAAACUCAGUGUUGACAACUGUUGUAGCGACUGUUAGCGUUCAGAUAGCUGAACAUUUUCCAACGCGGUGGCCCAGGGGCCGCAGUUUGGAAACCAGUGGACGACAAGACUUAGCACAUCGAGCACAAUCACAACAACUUCAGAAGAACAAAACAAGUGUGUGCAUGCCUUCAACACAAACACUCGUAGUUUACAUUAGAAUAGUCCGAUCGCUGCAUGGGAGCCAAAAACCAAACCGCUUCCGUUGAGGUCUUGACCUUUGGGGAUUUGUUGGAGACUGAGCGUUGACCAGGAUUGUGGAUUUUUGAUCUCCAGCUUACAAGGAAACCUCUGGAAUCAUUGCUCUGUUCAGGGACUUGGGUCACAUGACUUGUGACAGGACAAGCACAACGUUUAAAAAACAUAAAAGAGCAAGUCACCUGCAAGUAGCAGCUAAUGUAAAUACGUCUGUGAAUGUAUACUAACCAAUUCUAAAUGAUUCAUUUUUGUAUGGCAUGUUCUUAAUAUACACACAUACAUAGCAGUGCUUGAUCUUGACUAAUAUAAGCAAUAUUUCUGAUGAUAGACUGAUGCUAAUUAUUUAGCAAUAACUUUUGGUUCGCUCAAAGUCUUGAUAUACCUUGAGCAAUAUGUUAGUUUUGUUGUUUAAGAUCAACGAUCUUUGACUUGUAAACACAUUAUUAGCCGCCAGCACCGCCGCCAUAUUGGUCAAGGCAGGUCUCAACUACUGUAUAUGCAUGGAUGCAAUGCCUUAUAACAUUUUAUGGUCAUUUUUUUGUCGUACUUUGACAAACUACUAAUAUAUUUAUUAGCUGUGAGUUGCUCACACGUGUUUCUUUUAAAUAUGAGCAUAUCAGCGCAUGCACUUGUAGUCACAUGAGUACCCUUCAUGAAAUAUUUGUCAUUUUCGAUGUCAAUCUUGUCUUCAUUCACGAUGGCCAGAAAUGAGCUUUUGAGUCACUAAGAAGUCAAUUUACAGGUUUUUAUAGGCUUUCACGUGACAUUAAAUAUGUUCAAGUAUUUCCAUGUACUGAUUGUGCAGUUAUUGAGCAAACAUGGAUGUGCACAAUGUUCACCGCAUUUCACACGUGUGUUUUUAAGACUGUGUGUGCAUGCGAUGAUUCAGUAUGACCUUUUGCAUCCUGCCAAGAGUUUUGUAGUGCUUCUCUUUUUCUGUAAUGAAUGAAUAAUUCAGAAUAAAUGCAUUUCACUACAA